This is a messenger RNA of Numida meleagris (helmeted guineafowl), 7877 nucleotides long. RefSeq names its product nudix hydrolase 3 (gene NUDT3). Bases 111 to 620 code for a protein of 169 amino acids. Lineage: Eukaryota; Metazoa; Chordata; Aves; Galliformes; Numididae. Gene Ontology annotation, cellular component: nucleus; cytoplasm. Gene Ontology annotation, biological process: diphosphoinositol polyphosphate metabolic process; adenosine 5'-(hexahydrogen pentaphosphate) catabolic process; diadenosine hexaphosphate catabolic process. The transcript is spliced from 5 exons. Gene Ontology annotation, molecular function: diphosphoinositol-polyphosphate diphosphatase activity; endopolyphosphatase activity; bis(5'-adenosyl)-hexaphosphatase activity. The record is from RefSeq and is a predicted model, not a curated record.
UCCCCGCCCGCCCCUCGCGGGAGCCCCGGCGGGUCCUUCCCCGCCCGCCCCCGCCGCCCCGGCCUUCUCUAGGCCUCGCCGUCCCUCGGGCCGCCCCCUGAGAGCGGAGGAUGAUGAAGCUCAAGUCCAACCAGACGCGCACCUACGACGGGGAUGGCUACAAGAAGCGGGCGGCCUGCCUGUGCUUCCGCAGCGAGAGCGAGGAGGAGGUGCUGCUGGUGAGCAGCAGUCGUCAUCCUGAUCGAUGGAUCGUCCCUGGGGGUGGCAUGGAGCCCGAGGAGGAGCCCAACGUGGCUGCUGUGCGAGAAGUCUGCGAAGAGGCCGGAGUGAAAGGGACGUUAGGAAGAUUAGUGGGAAUUUUUGAGAAUCGGGACAGGAAACACAGGACAUAUGUUUACGUACUUAUUGUCACAGAAGUGUUGGAAGACUGGGAGGACUCUGUCAAUAUUGGAAGGAAAAGGGAAUGGUUUAAGAUAGAAGAUGCCAUAAAAGUUCUGCAGUAUCAUAAACCGGUGCAGGCCUCGUAUUUUGAAACCUUGAGGCAAGGCUGCUUGGCCAACAACGGCACUCCAGUCAUGACCACGACGUACUCUGAGGGCUCUGUGUCUGACAUCAGAUGACUGAGGGCAUCCCCAUGAGAGAGAUUUUGAAAAACAGACUGAACCAUGGAUUUCCCUCCCCCUUCCCCUUUUUCACAUGUCUCCUCUAUCAAACAAGGCAUGGGCAGCAGCCUGUGGCAGAGCAAGUGUUAAGAGUGCUGCAAUUUAGUGCAAGGUGGGAUUUUUUUUGUUGUUGUUGGCUUUUUUUUUUUUUUUUUUGCUUUUUUUGGAUAUGUAUUUUGUAAAAUACAUUUUGUGCAUGAAGUGCCCCUUUCCCGUUACACCGCUUCCAUUGCCUGGCGAGCGAGGCUGCCAGUUUUGCCUCUGCCUUGUGUUCUGAAGUGUCCCAUUUGUGUCAUCCCAGCCAUAGCCACUUUUUUUUUUUUUAAUUAAAAGACUUCAAAUGUGAGAUCAGCUCUUCAAGUCUUAGUCUGUACUGUAAGGUGCUGUUUGGACCUGUGUGACGGUCACUUUCAGCACAUAUGUAUAAACAACAUUUUUUUUUUUUUUAGAUGGAGAAUCUAACGUUUUAAUUUUGUGGGAAUUUUUUUUUUUUCUUUUAAUCCUGGUCUGCUUCUGAAAAGAAGGGUUCAUAAUUAAUCUGUUUGCCUUUUGUUCUGUUUUUUUUUUUUUUUUCCUCCUAAAAAAUACACGUUCUGUGACAGUGCUAGUGGCUGGGCCAGUUUACUCCCCAUUCAGCAUCUCCCCAUUUGGUGCAGUGACUCUUGAAGUUGAGGGCAGAGUUUUGAUCACCUACAGACAUCCCUGCUGCUCAGUCGCUUCUCCUGCAGCUUCCGCCGACGUUUCUGCUUUCACAUCAAAAUGAAACGAAGGGAGUUGGUCUUUUAACGCUUGGCCAAAAAUAAAUAGCCUCAGAAACGCUACGGUAGGAAACAAAUUUCGCUGUCUGUGGUAGGAAGUGGGGAUUCAGAGGGGGCUCAAAGUCUGACAAACUGGAGCGUCAAUCACCAACGCUGUUCUGCUGAUCCUGCUGCAUUCUGCUGAUGUCUCUUCUUGUCCACAUGCCUUAUACCGUGCUGAACUGGAUAUCGUAAUUUGUGCUAAAGCAUCGGAUUGUACUUACUGAGCGUUACUGCGCGAACCCUUGGCUGGAUAACCGUGUAUAUCCCUGAGAAGAAGUCCAGGGGGAAAAAUUCAGGUGUUCAAUCUCUUGUCCUGUGGUUCUGCAGCACUUAACAGUUGCACCAUGGAGCACGUUCAGAAUGUUUAAGCUCUCCCUCCAUGAAAGGUACAGCUGACUCCCGAGCAGAAUUGCUAGUUGGAGAAGUACGCCGUUCAAUAGGAUAGCUUCCCUGAUGCGUUGGCACACUUCACUUUUUUUUUUUUUUUGGUUCUGUUUUUAUUGAUGUAAGUUUCAUGCUGUCUUGAUUUGCCUACAGUGUUGUCUAGUUGGGAAAUAAAAUGGGGAGGGUUGGGGCUGGGGGGUGGGUUGGGACAGGUACAAGUUUUGGGAGGGGCAUUAAUUAAUCCCUGGCUUGGGACAAGAAGUAGUUGCUGAGUUCAGUAACUUCUCUUUUGUCAGAACAUAGCCAAGAUGUGAAAUUAAAUCUGCAGUACUCUUUUUUUUUUUUUUCCUCUUUAUUUAACAAGAAAAUAUUCUAAUAAAUACUCACUGUUCAGAGUUUUCUCUCUUCCCAAGAAGCACUUAACAUAUGAAAAUCUGAUAGAAAUAUCCAUGGAGCUCGGGACAGGGGGGAAUGGUAUCCUUGCUGGUUUGGCAAGAAGCUGUUCAUUUUCAGAUCCUAUUCUGUUCCUGUACUUGUUCUCCCUGCUUUCAUCGAUGUGGGGUAGCCAGGCCAAAAGCAGUGCCAGUGAUUGCUAACAUGAAAAACCAUGCAUAAGAAAAAGCUGAGAGGCGUUAUUCAAGGAGUAGCUUGAAACCGAGCGCCUGGAAUCGAGCCUAAAUUACACCAGUUCAGUUCACUUCAACUUAGAGACAAAUGUACAAUACUUUCCUACUCUCUGCUGAUCGGCCUGAACCAAACUCUCACAAGGGCUUGAAUCUUGUCUUUGGAAAUGUACAAGGAUUCCAGCAGUCCGCUGUUACCGAGCCCUGAGUGGCACCUAACGCAGCCAUCUACUGCCUUCAAUGGAGUUUUUGUCUUACUGUACAGAUCAGUAUGUGGAGAAUGCUUUGCAACAAAACAGCUGGUACUCCUGAAAGAGUAAUUGCAGUUUUAAUAUCAAGAGCAUGCACAUUUUUUUUUUUUGUUUUUAAACUAAAAAUGUUUUUACAGGGCUGUUAAACUGACAAUUUAGGGUAGAAUAUUGUUAAUGACUUGCUAAUGGCUUAUUUGUUUGGGUCAGAAAAAUAAAUUGUGCCAAGAAAGUGUUCUAAUGUGGCAUGAAUUGAUGCUGUUAACACAGUAACAUCGAGUGGCUGAUACUAUGCCUUCUGAACUGGAAAUAGCUCCUGGGGCAGAAAUAGUUUUUAUUCAACAGAUGUGGAUUUGGAAACAGAACUUAGUCCUGUUCCACCUACAAAUUCCCGUCUUCCUCAGCAUCUGAGGUCUUCUGUAGUAAGUGGUAGAGCUGCAUGCUAGGGCGAUUCUGCCUAAAUUGUGCUAAAUUGGUUUGGGACCGACAAUCGAACUACCUUGCUCGGUGAGUUUUGGAAGAGCUGUUUUGGAGAUGGCACGCUCCCUGGGUUUGGAGUGGAGGUGGUGGAACUGUGCAGGGUUGGUAGUGUGAGCACUGCUAGAAACCCCCCCCAUGCGACCUGUAGGAUGGGACUGAGGCUUCCAGCCUUGCUAGAACUGGUGCUAUUUUGAGCUAGUGGAAUUCUUACCUCGAACUAUGUCGUGUCUGGACUGACCCCUUAAGCCUAGCAUUAUAAACCUGUCAUUACAACGUGUCUCAGCUUCCUGUUCAAGAGUAAUAUUCUUUGGCUUUCUGCGUAGCUUUGGAUGUUUGGCACUGGUGUAGCUGUAGGUGUUUUCUAACAAAAGCAGGGGAAUAGCGAUGCUUCAUUUGGACAACCUGCAAGUUAGCUGCAAAUUCAUCAAGUCACCCCGAAGUCGCAGGAUUCACGCACUCAGUGUGCUGAAAGCAGUGCUUAGGUAAAUGCCAGACCUGUUGGUGAUGCACCAGCUUCAGCUCAGAGUGGCUCUAUCCCUUAGCACCCCUUUGAACCCAGGGGGCUGCUGGAAGUGAAGCUUCCAGUGUCCUCUGCAACUUCUUCACCACGAUAUUCCUUUCUCCCUCGUUGCUUUUUGUGCUGUACGUAUGCAUUGUGCACACAGGGAUGCUUUGCACACUGAGAAACGAGUCUGCCUGCAGCAAGGAAGAGGGGAGAGAGUGACCGAAAUGCCUGGCUCUUGGGAUGCCUCAGUACUGGGGUGCUCUGUGCCCUGAGUGGCACCUCAGGGAUGCAAGGUCAGUGAUGCUGUGGCAGGAAUGGGGAGAUGUGCUGUGUAGCAUAGAGGGCUUCUCUCUGCGAGCAGUUCCCACUCUUCGGCAUCGAGUCACUUCCUCUGGUCUUGUCAGAAUUAAAUCCUGGUGUCAGGGACUUGCAUGCUGCCAUCUGCAUUUAGAGAUGUAUUCGGGGCCUUAAUGGAGAAGGGAAGUGCAUUUGGCACUUAGACAGACACCGCUGCUUAGCGUGAUUAUCCCUUAAACCCCAAACACUGACACAACCCCGGCUCAUCUGACGGAGCGGCCUGGAUUACUGCUGCAGCAGCAGCAUGCAGGCUGCUGGGCUAAGCCAAUUCUGUUCUGUGGACUCCAACAUUGGAGCAGGACAAAAAGGAGGAUGCCCCCGGGCAGGUAACACCUUCCAGUACUGCUUGGUUCUUCCAGCAGGUGCUGGUCAGGCCGGGUGCUGCUCUAAUGACUUUACCUGAGGCUUAACACUCCAGAGGAAGUGGAUGUCCCUGCGUGGAGGAGUUCCAAAUGUAAUUAAACUCAGCGGGAUUGAAAUUGCCCCGCUGUCGACCUAUAGGAAACCUCUCCGAUGGGGUUUUGGUUUGGUGGGAGAGUAAUUUCUGUGCACAGAUCAACGGCGGUUUGGAAGCGGUGUGGUAGAAAAUGUACAGUGUGAUACUUCUGGAGUUGUUCCUGUGAAACAAUUUCUUGGUUUCGGAUUCAGCUGAGCUCCGUAGCUCCUUCCAAGGGCGCGUUUAAAAGGAAUGAACUAUUUCAAUUAAAAAUAACACGUAUCAUUCUCCAUGGAGAAGCCUCACCAAAUGGAACGUGGUAGGUGUGCCCCAUGGCUGUGGCUGCUGCUGUGUGUGAGAGGCUCAGGGCAAUUGCAACGACCCCAGAGGGUGAGAUGCUGCCCUUGGAAGUGGCCAGGAAGGGGUUAAGUGAGGGUGGUUCUCCAUUGUUCUUCAAAACUGGCAUUCAGUGCAUUCAGUGCUGCUGGAGUGCUUCUGGUUGCUUCACAGAGAUGGAUUGUUGGAUUUCACACAAUGGUUCAUUGGCAGCGGGGAAGCUCGGUGCUAGAAGAAGGCAGGGAGGCUUGCACCUCCUCUGUGUGGUGGUGGUGUCCUUAGCAGGGCUGUUCUGUGCUGUCCUGUGGGCAGCUGGAGCUCAGCGAUGCUGUGCUGCUUUCCUUGGCGUUGCAGCAGCUUCCAAGCGGGGAUGCUUGCCAUUUGCCACGCUGGGCACGUGGCCUGGUUGAGUUGCUCUCAACUUUGCAGGCUAAAAAAAUGUUGUUUGGGUCACCUUUAGCAAAAAGACUGAUGAGAGUUCUGCUGGUCAGCUAACUUGCUUCGUUUAAUGCUUUUAAACAGAGCUGAAGCCGUAGGCUGGCAUUACUGAUAAACUGUUCACCAGGAGCUAAUUAAAACCUGAUAGGAGGAGGGAUAGAACAUGGCCUUUAGUGCAGGGUACUUGGUUAUGGGUCUCUUACAGCUGCUGCUGGGGUCAGCUGGGAGGGAGAGCACCUGGCUCCUUACAGCUUUGCUCUUCCUGUCCCCCAUCCCUUGCUCCUGCACCACGAGUUGAAGAUGCAGGAAGAACUCGGGAGUGUCCGUGGGUUCUCUUGAUAGAAAACGUGCUGGGAUUUAAGCAAGCAGUUCUGUGCGCUCUGAGAAAGGAUCAGAUACACAGAAAUGGAGCUGUCAGGGCUGUCCUCGGAUAAAAUCUCUGCACUUGCUUUGCAAUAGAACGGUGGCACAGGCAGGUGACUGCAUCUGCUGUCUUUGGGCUUUUUUAUUUCAAGACACGCUUUGGGAUCUGCUCCAUCUGCGGGACAUGGUUCCUUCUGACGUUGGUUUGAUUCCAGCUCAGCAGCGGAGCUGUGUUCUCUAUCAGCAGAAGGGAAGUGCUGCGUGGUGCUGGGUGGGCAUGGAGCUGUGCAGCCAGCACCUGCUGCAGUGCCUGCGUUCCCCCCGCUGCAGGGGAAGGCAAGAGGAAAGGAGUGGUGACCAUUACCACCAGCUUUCCUGUUAGAAGCGCACUGUGGGCUCUUUGCAGCGAGGUUUCUGCUGAGCAAGAGGGCAGUUCCAUUCAGCACGAUCUUGAAUGUGCCUUCAAGCAAACUGUGAACUGAAAAAAUGAAAAGGAGUUGGAAUCUGCUGGAGCGCGGCUUUUCCUCUAGCGCAGACCCAAAGCAUUCAGGGGCUAAAAAUGUGGGUAGGGAAUGUCAGGAAUCCUCAGUUCCCAGUUCUGCUCUUGCUCUCCCCGCUCAGUGGCACAGCAGCAUCUAGUGGCUGUGUGCAGGCUUUGGGCCGCAGGUGACCCCGCUGCUGCUGCGCUCCCAUCUUGUCUGGCUGCAGCACGUGCACGUUCUCCUUUCUGCCGCUGCUGGGAUGAGCUUGAAGGCAGCUCGGGCUCUGGUGGUGGGAAGUGGGGGGUGGAAAGGUGCCGUGGCUGCGCUGUCCUGAGGUCUGUACAUAGGUAAGAAAGGUGGAGGUGGGUGAAAAGGAACCCUGAGCUGGCUUGAAGAUUUUCGGGGUUUUAUCAAGUCUCUUCUUGGUGCUCGGGGGUUGUGAAUUGUUUGUGUUUUUCUCGGGGGGAAUGGAAAAUUUUGAAGUUCUACUUGAGAAAUUGGCUCGGAAAUGAAUCUCGGGAGGUCCAAGAGUGUUUGCUGAACGUCUUGUGUGUCCUAUUCUGUAUUUAUUGAGUCGGAAGGUUUGGAACCAUCACUUUGUGUUUCUGCUUGGUCUUCUCCUGCGCUCUGCACCCAACGCUCGCUGGCAGCAGCGCUCAGCAGGAGCCCAGGCCGUGGCAGUGGGAUAAAUACCCAGGGAACGCGACGGCACCGGCUGGAUGGCAGUAAGUGUGGGCACAGCUGCCAGCCUGUUCCAUUGCCUCUAACCACGCUGCCCACUGUCGCCCAGCUCCCAGCCUCUCUGUUCCCAUUGGGGAUGAGGUUUAAACGCUGCAGAUGUUUCCAGCUCAUUCAGGGCUCUGGGCCUGGGAUGGGGCCGCACAAUCGUGGUGGCAGAGUGCGGUCAGCAUCACUCCAGGUGCUCCUGCUCCGUGCAGAUCCAUGCUUUCAGCUGGGAGGUGCCAGUGUCCGGCUGUUGGCUUCAGGUGCACGUGUCAGACCGAUGCAGGGAGCAAAGUUACAAGAACUGAAAGCAGCCUGAGGUCUCCAGUGAAUCAUCAGCACUCCAUUUGCCAUGAAGUCCAGGUGGAUUUGGAUAUUUAAUUCCCCUCAUCCGUUGUGUUUUUCUCACUGCGGGGUUUUGUUCCUCACUCCUGUGCUUUGUGUUUCUAGUUUUUCCGGUAAAGUUAAUGUUAUUUUAUGAUAUAUUAAGUUAAAACGGUUUUGCAAAAACACUUUACGACUGCAAGGGCACUUUGGAAAUCCUGCAUUUCUCUUUCUUACUGACUUGGACUCGUUCUUAUCAUCAUGAAAAUUCCUGCUAGGUUUUCCUAGGGGGUCAGCUCUUAGUUGGAGCCUACAAAUAACACAGGUGUCCUCCUUCGCUCCUGCUCGGUGCUGGCUGGCAAGGUUAGCAUCCACCUACGUGAUUUUGAUCUUUGCACCUGCAGAGUUUUGAGGGAGAGCAGCCAUCUCCCUGCACCCCUCGCUCCGCUCUGGUGUCGGUGCCAGCCCUGCGCUUCUUUCGGGCUGAGCUGGGGGCUGGGUGCUGGCCCCGUCCAGCUGUGCCAUGCGCAGCAGCUCGGAGCAUCCCAGCACCACUCCCCGAAGGUGUGUGCUGGGGAGGUCACCGCCGACUCGAGAAGAAAAAGAUGGUAAUUAAAAACAAACAAACGAAACACGGAGCAAAAACCUGGAUGGGAGUUGGGCAAGCGCGUAGGCUGUAACCCAGUGCCAACCAAUAAACACGCCGGUGUUUCACA